CAGAGAUAGGACGGGGAUUGCUGAAAACGCCAAUGGAAACCUUGCUAGUUAACAUUCAUAUCAAGUGAGACUAUUGUGUUUUGCAAUAUUACAGGUGACUCCGCAAUGGCCGUGAACGGGAUUAGAGGAAACGGUCAGACUCAACCGAACGCUCGAAGAACAACCGUCCGACCACGAGUGACUUUCAAAAAGAAUUGUAAAGGUGACUUCAUAACUAUCAAUGUAAGCGGUCGGAUAUUUGAAGCAGACAAUUCUAUCUUCAAACAGCAUCCAGGUAAAACACAGAUUUCAGUUACUGAGAAAAAACGCUUAGUCGAACCGAUUUACUUCUGUAACUUUCGAUAUGUUUCGUAGGAAGAAAGAAGAAAAAAACAGUCCUUCUUUUUAUAAUCGUACAUUGUUUUACUUAUUCAUGUACUGGGGUAUUUUUUAAGUAUUUCCAAAACAUCUACGAAAAUUUACCACAAAAAUAUAAACAAAAAUGACUAAAUAAAAACCCGGCAAUGACGUAUUUCGGCACGAAAGUACACAAUAUUUCGCCUUGGCAAGAAAUAAUUGACCGAUCGUUUUAUAAAUGCAUAUGAAAGAUAAAACAAGUGAUUUGCUUCUUGACAACAAAAUUAUGCUACCGAGCUCAACGUUAUGAUCCUCUGUUGAUAACCGAUGAGGCUUCAUAAAUUUAAUAGAUCAGUAGGUGACAACAAAUUCAGUGUAAGAUGUUUUGUAGUCAAUACCAUAUUUCUUUUCUUGAUUCAAAUAUCAUCAUAACAUUAGUAUGUUUUUUUGAGUUUUACAAAGAAAAUGGGGCGCACUUUAUUUAAGCUUUAUAAUGAGAGCUCAUAAAAUGUUUUUUUUGUAAUUCCAAUGUCUGACUAAAUUUUCCAUAAGGAUCAAAUAAGAAUGAAAUUAGCGGCGUUUUCAAUACUAGGCCACCCAAAGGUUGUACUCGUGAAAAAAGAACCCUUCAAUGGCACUUUAAUGGAACUUUACCAAAUGGUUGUUUAUCUUCCAAGAUUUUGAGUUCUAGUAUCCUGAAAUCGUAUCAUAUUCAUGCGAUAAAUUUACUGUUUCUUGUAAAGUCGGAGCGAUUUAUGCAGGAUAAAGGUUAUUACUCAACGGCUCAAAAUAAUGAUAGGUCAUUGUGCUCGUUCUCGACGGAAGGAUUACUCAUCUAUCUGGUGUGUUCCGUCUGCUACGGCGUCUCAAAAUGAGGCGCAACUGAUUCAUCGAUGUGCUUGCGCAGCUAGCAGUGGACAUGCGGCGUGAAGUAAUAUUUAAGAACUGAUAUAUCGACAUAAUUAGUGGGACUUGAAAAGUGAUAAAGACUUAAGGAACAAUGUUUCACUCAGUAGUUGACUGUUAAUAACCGUUAAUGAUGCAAUGCUGGCUUACCUUCCGAACGGGCAUCCUGGCGCUGAAGGAAACCAUUUCACAAGCCUUAAUAAGCCAUAACAACGAGAAAUUACUGAAAAGGUCUUCAGGCUGUAAUUUGAAUAUCCUUUAGGAGACAAUGCGUCGGUACUAUUUUUCUCGCCGCAUAAAAUAAAGAAGUAAGCACAUAAAAAUAAAAAUAUCUCAGGCUGAGGCAACAGUUACAUCGAUCGGAAAACGUCUCAGAUCAUGACACUCGUGUCAAUAAUUUUCAACAUUUUUUAGAAUGACAACAAUAAUUUCAGGUGUGUUCAAGAUGGUGAUUCGUUGCUAACGGACAUGUCUGGAACACCAAACACUGAAAAUUGUUUCAUUUUUUUAUUCAUUACCAUUUAACUUUUUACGAUUUGAUCGGUUUUUUUCAAGACGGGAUUGACCUGCCUAUUUUCUCCGCAUCUUAACACUCGCGCACGCUCCUCUGUUGGAUUGAUGGUGGAAAUGUGACGCAAGAAAGUCUCAGAAUUAUGACAAAGCGUCAGCAUCGUCGAAACUUUUUCGAACGCCGAACGCAAAAUAAUCGUAAUUUUUUCAUCAUCUGCAUGAAAUUUUUUGGAUUUAACCGCUUCCUUUAUUCAGGGAAUAAGGCUCCCUAAUUUCUAAGUAUCUCAACAUUUCUACCCGUUCUUCUGUGAGACAGAUGGUGGAGCAGUUACGCAAGUGAGUCUCUAACCAAUUCAUCAGCUAUUCAAUGAAUAAAAGAACCCAAAUUGGAUCUCGUCCAGAUGAUUCAAAAUUUAUUUUUAUGUUGAAGUAGAGGUACCGUUGCGUGUUAAAACUGACACAUUUCGUGCUGUGCAGCUCUCCCGUUCAAUUACUUAUUGAUGUUGGUCACCAAACGUUAUAAACAGGAAAGCCACUGAAUCAUGAAGUAGCUUUAUACGUUAAUCAUUCAGCAGUGACUGGUUGCAAACCAUUAAAACACUGCAUCUUUUAGACACCCCUUCGGUUAUAGCGCUUUUUGUGAAUCCGAAUCUAAACUUAUGGGCUCGUUAUAUGACAAAACUUGCCACAAUUCGACCUCUUAAAGCAGAAUAAGAGAAGUGGAUCCCAACAACGCCGUGCAACAUCACAAGGAGGCGAUGAAAAUGAGGAGUUUGGUAAAGGCUAAAUGACAUUAACGCCACCUGCAACUCAUUUGCAUACUCCCCUAUUAAGCUCAAUGAAUUCAAAGAUUGAAAACAGGAAGACUGUACUUGAGGAUUAAUUUCAGAGUUACUCUGACUCUUUGAUUGAGCCUCUUAUCUUAAUGCGAUUUUCUGAGGCAAUUUUUCGAGAGGAAUUUUGGGGAAAAAUAAUAAAGAAUAUGCAAAAAAAGACGCAUUAUAGUUGAGUCUAUCUAUUUAGAGUACAUUGAGCCAUCAUUGCAGUGGUUUACUUCUCGUCAUCAGUAGGGAUUGGCUGAUUGGACGUAAACCUCUCUCCCCACCCCGAGACUCUUUGAGCCUGAUUCCAAGUAAGAAUGUCUUUUACUUUUGUAAAACGAUUGAAAAGAAUGUCUCUCAACUGUCUUUAUUUCAGACACUCUUCUUGGAAGCACAAGACGCGAUAUGUUUUUUGACAGGAGUAAGAAUGAAUACUUUUUCGAUAGAGACCCUGAUCUGUUCUCUUACAUCAUCCAGUUUUACCGUAAAGGAACUCUUCACUAUCCUGAAGACGAAUGCGCCUGCUGCUUUGCCGGAGAACUCGACUUCUUUGGAAUUGUUAGAAAUCACUUAAGCGACUGCUGCUAUGAAGUGUUCCAAGAAAAACAUGAAGAGUUCAUAGACUAUCAAAAGCGUCAUGCAAAACCAGAAGAAGAGGAGUUCGUUCCCACUACGAUAAGGCAAAAAAUGUGGCAGUUAUUUGAAGAUCCAGCUCAAAAUGUCUUUGGACUAUUAAUACAUUAUGUCUCCGCAAUUUUGAUCGUUGUAAGUGUUGCUGCAUCAACUGUCGAGACUCUACCUUGUGGGGAAAUCCCCUGUGGUGACAAAUACUCUGAACAAUUUUACAUUGUGGAGUCUAUGUGCGUCAUAGCAUUCACUGUGGAGUACUUGGCCAGAUUGUUUGCUGCACCUGUCAGACUUCAGUUUAUGAAACAAUUCUUAAGCAUUAUUGACGUCGUGGCAAUCAUACCUUAUUAUGUAGCACUGAUUUUUCCCGAGGCAGUGGGAGGCCCAUUCACUGUUCUUCGUGUUUUCAGAAUCUUUCGCAUCGUUAAAAUGUCUCGCCAUAACACGAAGGUCCGGGAGGCUGGCUCGUCACUGUUAGCCAGUCUUUCUGAACUCAGUUUUGUGUUUGUUGUACUCAUUACUCUCGUCAUAUUAUUUUCAACCAUUAUAUAUUAUGCUGAGAUGGGAGACAAAAAUACAAACUUCGUCAGCAUUCCAGCUACGUUUUGGUAUACUAUCGUUACCAUGACGACGCUAGGGUAAGUCUUUCUCCGUUGCUAACCCAAUAGUAAUAGAGAGUUUAAGGUGGGGAUGGUGACUACAGAAAUGGCCAAAAUGAACUCGCCUAGCAAUAAAAUAGUAGAAAAAUUAUAUUACCUACAAUCUGAUUGCAAUCAUAAUUGUCUUGAACAUGACAAAGUCCCUUAACAGUAUAAGAAAUAUGGUAAAUUUUGAGCUCGUUGGUGAAGUAAAAAAUGUAUUAUACAUUUUUGAAAAGGGUGUGGGACAAAAAAAAAAAGUGCACGCGAUGAACCAUACCCAAUGAUUUGUUACAGAGCUAAAAAGAAUUCUUGGAUCAGCUAGACCACAUAUUGUGUUCAUGUGUUACAUGGGACCUGCAUAAUGCUUGCUUGUAUCAGUGAUUUCGAAAGUUUCAUGUGAGUAAAUAAGAUAAGAAAGGUGAAAAAUUUUUUAGCUCUGUUUUGUCACGAGCGCGGCACAAACAAAAACAUUGGGUCCUACAUAAGGAAUUGAGUCCCAAUUUAGACCAAUAGAUUCCGCCCUUCUUUUCUCCACUAAUGAGCAACAGGGAAUCCAGUCACAAGUGUGAUUUCAGACCAAAAUUGCAUGACACAAAAUUCAAUCACCACUUUAUUACAUCCACUUUGCAAUCACAAAAUUCAGUUACUCAACUACGGGAUCUUUUAGUCUGUAAAAAUGUUUUAUUAAUCCAGUACUAAGCUGGUGUGUAACAAGUUGCAAAGUUGUCUUCCAUUUUCCUGCCAUUUGGUCAGUUACUUCAAACAAGCCUUGAAAUAUGUUUGGUUGUAAUGUUUUAGUAAAGCUUUCUCAUUGGCCAGGAAAGAGGUGUGAUUUAGAGCAAUGUAAUUCAUAUGUAAAUCGCACAAGUGAGAACCAAUCAGAUUGCAGGGAUCACUGAGGAUUCUUUAAUGUUUUGUCAUUCUCACUUGUCCAAUCAUAUUACACUUUAUAGAUAUGGUGAUAUGACCCCAUUGAGUAUAUUUGGACGCAUAACAGGUGUCAUUUGUUCUUUGAGUGGCAUUAUGGUGGUUGCUUUACCGGCUCCUGUCUUGGAAAAGAACUUUAGUCGGAAGAAGGAGGAAGGAAGACCAGAUCAUGAUACCACAAAUGAAAAAGCCCGUGCGAGAACCAUAAGCCACAGUCACAGCCACAGUCACAAGAAGUCAACUGAAAUCUGAAGCAUGACAUCAAGUAAAGUGUGAGGGGCUGGUCUAUUUCGUAAAUUGUCAAGCUAAUGGAACAAACGAGAUGCAUAGUUAUUGAAUCUUUCAGAAAAUGUUUGGUUGAUAAGCAACUGAUGUGAUUGGCUCAUCAGAGGACAAGACUUAAGACUAAAAGAUCAACCCAAG
This is a messenger RNA of Pocillopora meandrina, 5191 nucleotides long. The record is from the annotation of a GenBank genome assembly. NCBI's taxonomy places the organism in Eukaryota, Metazoa, Cnidaria, Anthozoa, Scleractinia, Pocilloporidae.